GCCAAUUGAGCCCAAAAAAGGAAAGAUAAAACCAAAACCAAACCAAAAAACGAAGGGUGGGUCAAUAGUACAAGGCAAAAUGGCCAAGAACCCUUCUAACGUGCGCCGAAAUAACCCAUAUAGACUCGCUAAUGUGCGCCGGGAGGAAACAACUGCGAACACUAGUACCCCAGCAACAAUAGCUACUUCAAGUUCCACAAUCACCACCGCCACGUCACCGAUAUCUGAAUCGUAAGUGUUUUCGGGUCAGCCCGGAUCGUCUUCCAGUUGUUCUACUAAGCACAAGAAGUUUCGGGGCGCUCGGAGUCGGAGCGGCAAAUGGGUAUCAGAGAUACGCCAGCCACGAAAAGCCACGCGCAUUUGGCUCGGCACGUAUCCGACACGGGAUAUGGCGGCGACGGCGUAUGACGUGGCGGCUUUGGCUUUGAGGGGACCUAAUACGGUUUUAAACUUCCCGGACUUGAUUCUUUGGUAUCCGAUUCCGCUUUCAAAGUCGCCUGUUGACAUACGCGCCGCGGCGGCGUGUGCGGCUGAGGCGAGGAUGGAAAGAUCGUCGGAGAGCAGUAGUGAUCAUCAGGAAACGACACAUCUGAAAAGAACUGGGGAAGAGCACUUCACUGACGAAGAAGAGUUACUGAAUAUGCCGAGUUUGCUGGUGAAUAUGGCAGAAGGGAUGCUCUUAACUCCGCCUAGGAUUCAGUCAAAGUCCUCUUCGGAUGAAUCUGGCGGUGAUGGAAAUGGAGAUGGAGAUGGAGAUGGGUUAUGGAGUUAUGCAUAUUAACUAAACCCUAUAGUCUAUGAAAAAUCGUUGUAUUGUGUAUUGUAUAUAAGUUGUUUGUUUUGCUUUGCUUUGAUUCGUCUGUUUUUGUUUUUGUUACUAGCUAUCGGACGAGCAUCCUCCAUGUGCUAGGUUUGUAACUAUGAACCAGUACAACAUUGUCCGUGGUUUUAGCUAGCUAGAAGAAUUAGAUUGCUUGUGCUGUUAAAUAGGAUCUUUCUGGGUGGCUGGUUGUGUUUUGAAUACUGUAUACUUUGGAAUAUAUGUGAAGGCACUACUUUGAUUCUAUGU
Messenger RNA from Quercus lobata, 1069 nucleotides. Its product is annotated as ethylene-responsive transcription factor ERF026-like. The transcript has a single exon. Gene Ontology annotation, molecular function: DNA-binding transcription factor activity. Gene Ontology annotation, biological process: regulation of DNA-templated transcription. The coding region runs from base 389 to 781 and encodes 130 amino acids. The record is from RefSeq and is a predicted model, not a curated record. Lineage: Eukaryota; Viridiplantae; Streptophyta; Magnoliopsida; Fagales; Fagaceae.